AGCGUAUGUACAUGCGCGUGCGCAGUGUUCUGCGGACCGCCGCCGGCGCCGCACUCAACGCGUUAUAGUUUAGUUUAGUUAGCUACUUAGAACAUUAUUAAUAUGUUGCAGUACCUGUUUUUGCUGUCUCUGUUAGUUUUAUCAAGCAAGUCAGACGGCAACCCGCUGACUAAUGAAGUCAUUUCGGAUCAAGAGUUAAAGUUUGCUUUAAUUAUACACAGGCAUGGAGAAAGAGCUCCAGAUGAAGAAGAGUUGUCACUAUCUGAUGAGCAGGAGCUCAUCAAGAAUCUGACCUAUAUCGAGGGUCCCGAAGGUCUUACCAAUGUCGGCAAACGCAGAGCCUACCAAAUCGGUAAAUACAUUCGCCAAAGAUACGGCAGUCAGGGGAACAACCUGAUCUCAGACAUUUACUACCAGAACGAGAUCUCACUUAGAAGUACUGAUAAGGAGCGCACCAAGAUGACCAUCCAGGUGGCGAUGGCCGCUGUCUACCCCCCGAAGGCGGAGCAGCAGUGGGAUGAUGGCGUUGGGAAGGUGUGGCAACCGGUUCCUUACUCAUCAGUGCCUUUAUCUGAAGAUUAUCUUCGUUACUACUCCAACUGCCACCGAUUUAAGGAGCUCAUGACGCAGGCGCAGGAGCAGGCUUUGCGCGAGGAGUUCGCUGCAUACGAGGACCUGGUUCCCUUCCUCGUAUUGAAGACUGGGAAGAAUUUCACAGAUAAUCCUCUCUACUAUCAGAUGCUCUUUGACUUGUUCAGGAGCUCGAUUGGUCUAGGUUUAGACAUUCCAGAAUGGUCCAAGCCACUACUCGCAAGAUUAAGUGAAGCGGCAAGGUUGGCCUACAGGAUGUAUUUCAGAGACGAUGAAAUGAAAAAAAUAGGUGGAGGAGUCCUUCUACACAAGUUCAUCAGCAUGUCCAAAGACAUCAUAUCGAACAAGCCCGUGCCCCAGCGGCUGCGCAUAUUCUCUGCCCACGACUUCAACAUCGGCGCGCUGAUGGAAGUGGCUCAAGUGAAGUGUGACCACAGCAUACCGGAGUACGGUGCAGUGUUUUCCUUGGAGCUUUACCGGUCCAGGAGUACCGGCAGCUAUAGUGUUGUGCCUGUAUAUCUACCUCAAGCCGGUGAAUCAUCGGCACAAAUGCUGCGCAUCAUCGGCUGCGAGUCCUCACCCUACUGCGACUUCCACAAGUUCCACCAGAACAGUAAAGACUUCAUACUCCCUGAGCGGGAUUACUAUCAGACAUGCAACAUUAAAACAGAGUUAUAGUCAAAUUUCAAAACGAUCUCGCAAGGAAGGCAUGUUGAUCAAAUCAGAAAGUUAAAUUAUUUAUAGAUCUCAUGAAUCAAAAUUAAAACCGCUCAAUAUUCCAUGUUGAUGCAAUCAGCGACUACACAGCCUUCUAGACACAGGAAAGAUAGAUCGAUUAAAUUUUAACGGUUACCAAAUAUAAAUUUCAGGCCUUCUAAAUAGCUGCAAUCGUAUUUUCUACAUUUAUGACAGUGUGUGGUUCGGACAAGUGAUAUUGCUAGCUCAGCUUCCUGUCUUAUCGUUUUACCCAGUUUACGUUAAUCACACUCGCGUCUUUUAUCCUCGAAGGAUUAGGCAGAGGCGCAACUGAUACACACACUAUCCACCGUGUGUAUUCUGUCCUACGUGAUAGAGAACGCCUAUUGCUAUAUCGACGUUCUUGUAUCCAACCAAAUAAAACAAAUUGCAUUUUACCCGUCAAAAGAUAAUUAGUCACCAUAUUUUGAUUUCAUAUAUCAUGUGUUAGUUUUAUAUGAACAAUCGACAUGCCUUCUGCGAGCAUUGUUACUCUGAACAUCGAAAUGUACUUGUUUCAAAUGGAAUCUGUUUAAUAUAUUUUUGCCGGUGUCAUAUGUAUCGCGUAAUUAUCUACUUACUAUCUCUACUUAACGCAUCUCUGUUUCUGAAGAGCAUACCGUGUGACACAUCUUUUAAAGUAUUCAUUUAUAUAUAUUGCAUAUGUGUUUAAACUCUUCACUAAGAAUAUUCUUGAGGUUAAAGCAAAUUAAGAUGAUCAAUGUUUGUACCCUAAACAAAUUGUCUUUAUUUGAGGUUAAAGUUAAAAGCCUUUGUUUACUAAAUCAACAAAUAUUGUCACACAAACUAUGAUUUAUUUACGAGAGCUAUUGCUUCUUACAAAUAAUUUGACAUUCACAAACUGUUUUGUUUCAAAGCGUUUAUUUUUAUUUUUUCUUGCAAUGAUGAAUGUCCGAAUGCAUUUUCUUUGUGCUUUUUUUGAAGGUUUCUUGUAUAUUUUUAUGUUGGGAUAAUUAUUCUGGAUGCUAAUGAAAUAGAGAAAGUAAUUACUGAACAUAUCAUUUCUUUUCUUGCUAAGUAAUAACGCUUAAGAGAGCUACCUCAUGGGCAAUUAUUUUUUAAGGGUUUCAAUGUCGCUAUCUUAUUUAUCUAUUUAAAAGUAAUGUGUUUGACAGAUCCUAGAUAUAAACAGUCCUAUUACGUAGGAAACUGCUACAAACUAUGCCUUAUAUUAUGCCAAUAAAAAGACAAAGGGAAAGAAAAGAAAGUAAUCUUUCUAAGCGUUGUGUUAACUAGUCUGUGAUAAUGAAUGUAAGGAAUAUAAUGUUAAGCUAAAUAAAUUAAUAAAAUAC
Messenger RNA from Manduca sexta (tobacco hornworm), 2639 nucleotides. RefSeq names its product venom acid phosphatase Acph-1. Gene Ontology annotation, biological process: dephosphorylation. Lineage: Eukaryota; Metazoa; Arthropoda; Insecta; Lepidoptera; Sphingidae. The transcript is spliced from 8 exons. Gene Ontology annotation, molecular function: phosphatase activity. The record is from RefSeq and is a predicted model, not a curated record. Bases 103 to 1269 code for a protein of 388 amino acids.